Molecule: messenger RNA, 2108 nt
Organism: Cadophora gregata
Lineage: Eukaryota; Fungi; Ascomycota; Leotiomycetes; Helotiales; Ploettnerulaceae
Exons: 1
Coding region: 1-1728 (575 amino acids)
Source: RefSeq, a predicted model, not a curated record
AUGUCAUCUGACACCCCAAGGAUCGAUUACGAUGGUCCCCAAGCGAAUGCGAUUCUAUCCAGGAGCCUAACCCGAUGGCAGACUGCAUUCCACCUUGCAAAAUCGACUCGAGAGUUCCCAGAGAGCAGCUUCAAACUUGAAGCACUCCUUUCCCGGGUGCCCUCGUUGCCAGAUAACAUCCCAAGUAGCUCAACUUGGAUCGAGGGAUAUUCUACCUGGGCAAAUUCUGAUGCCUUAUGUGCCCUCAAGGACAAGAUCGAGAAAACACGCAGAUUCAGCCUUAGAAGUCAGCAUCCUACGACGUGUAGGUUAUCUACUUCAAACAACUUCAAGGUCUGGGAGAGAAACCCUAACAAUGGCAUUGCUCUGCUCGUGUUGGGUUGGGCAUACAUUUUGAGUGCAAGCCUCGCGGAAAAACAGCAGCUUCUCUUAAAAUAUGCGCCACUGGACGAUUAUUCCGGAACAUCGGAGAUCAAUCUCGAUUACGCUUCAGCGCAAGAACUUAGAUGGUGGAAAGCAAUCGUCGCUCCAGGUGUUGGGUGGAAUGUCGCUGGCGAUCGCCCUACGCCCUGGGCGGUUCUAGUCGACAACCUCGAUCUCGAGAUGGCCGGCGAGAUCGAUGUUACGCACCCACCACCAACUGCAAGACAGGCUGCAAAUUACCUUGCGAGACUUUGUGCUGCCUUUGACCUUGGCAACCAAUGCUCCGCAGCGCUGGCUGCAGCCCUCAGCCUCCCUCUCCACCGCAGUACAUCCCCUCUGAAGUCAGUCACGAUUGAGCUUCCGCGUCCAUCAUUGCAGGUCUGUGUCGCAUCUCCCAGUCAGGAUCAGGAUCAGUAUCCGACGGAUUUUAGGCUCAUUGGCUAUUAUAUGACAUUAAGUCUUGCUCCAAGUUACUUUGGAUCUGCAUUGUUCGGUAUCUUCUGGGAACCUGAUGUCCCGUGUAAUUUUACUGGAGCUUGGCUUAGCCCCAUCAGUGAUAUUCUACGCCCUAUUCUCCUGGACAACAGUCUCGAACUUCUUGCCAAAAUCCUAUCUUUUACGAAUGUUGCGCCGUUGUGGCUUGGGGUAGUGCUUUGUGGUCCAGGAGCAAUCAUUAAAAGCAUCAUGCCCUUUCUUGAUCAGCUACGGCCUUAUCCAUAUGCACAGCCCUUUGUCGACGCUGCUGCAUGGACUGGCACCCCUCAAUCUUUCAUGGAUAGCCACCCUACCGGUCCAUACCUUCAGCUCGGGAGAAUAUCCAGAGCUAAUGUCUGGCGUUUGCGUCAUGACUGUCAUAUGAACUACGACGACGACUCAUUCUCGGCCACUCCACUACAUGGAUGGCCGCCCUUUGGAACAAUGGAAGUUGAGGACAUCGAGCUUGAAUUACAUGAUCACCUCAACUGUUCCCAUCAAUGGAGGUAUAAUUACUGGACUUGGUUACCCAAUGGUGUGAGAGACUUUGGAUAUUCGGAGGGUUUGAAGGAUUCCCAAUUGCCCCAGAAUCUACCUCCUCGAAUUGGACUUCAUGAGCCCAAAGAUGGAGAGAGCAAGAUCAACUAUGAUACUUCACGGAUAGCCACAGAAAAAGCUUUUCGGUGGUGUUGCAGUCAGGUUGAGAAAGGGUUUGGCGGAAGUCUUGUGCCAUACUGUCCCGUCGAUGGGGAACUAGAUAGUGCCGAAAGUGAUUCCGGUUCCUCCGUAGAUCGUGAUGCUAUUCAUCAAUGGAGAGAAAAUCUGGAAUGAACCGAAGGGCUUAUCGUUUGGGGGGCGCGAACAUUGAGUGUGAACACUGAAAUCACGGAAAGCAGGGGGCCUAGAGCCGACUCGGAUUUGCGUGCAAAGAUGGCUUAAGCUGGUUGAUAGAAAACAGCUCCAUUUUCAGGUAUUCGCUGCAGGAGUAGCUAUGUGUAAUGCGCCCAUACUUCUGGAUCGAAUAUUUCUAAAAAUCCAGCUUUAGAUCACCUUGCUGACAUCGCAGCGUGCUGGCACGGAACUGAGUCGAGAGAGGCAGUUAGAACUCAUAGAGGAGAUGAAGCGAAGCACUGAGGAUGGAAUUCCUUGUACCUUAAACAGCUACACCUUCAACAAUCGAUAUGCACUUGAGAGUAGAUAUAGAGCAUCUU